Canariomyces notabilis is the source of this 1110-nucleotide messenger RNA. RefSeq lists its product as uncharacterized. The transcript has 4 exons. The coding region runs from base 41 to 730 and encodes 229 amino acids. Lineage: Eukaryota; Fungi; Ascomycota; Sordariomycetes; Sordariales; Chaetomiaceae. Gene Ontology annotation, cellular component: cytosol. Gene Ontology annotation, molecular function: translation elongation factor activity; guanyl-nucleotide exchange factor activity. The record is from RefSeq and is a predicted model, not a curated record. Gene Ontology annotation, biological process: translational elongation.
CAUCUCCAAGACAGUUGCAUCUCAAAAAUAAAACUGAAAAAUGGGCUUCACCGAUCUCAUCAGCGAUGCCGGCCUUGCCGUGCUCAACAACUGGCUGCUCACCCGCUCCUACAUCACUGGGUACUCCGCCUCGCAGGCCGAUGUGGUGGUCUUCAAGGCGCUGAGCGCCGCGCCCGACGCCGAGAAGUACCCCAACGCGGCGCGCUGGUACAAGCACAUUGCCUCGUACGAGGACGAGUUCCCCACGCUCCCCGGCGACGCCAGCAAGCCCUACACCGUGUACGGGCCCGAGGUGGCCGAGGUGACGCUGAACCCGGCCAAGGCGCCCGCGGCCGCUGCUGAGGAAGAAGAGGACGACGACCUCUUUGGCAGCGACGACGAGGAGGACGCCGAGGCCGAGCGCAUCCGCGAGGAGCGCCUGGCCGAGUACCGCAAGAAGAAGGAGGGCAAGGUCAAGCCCGCCGCCAAGUCCAUGGUCACGCUUGAUGUCAAGCCUUGGGAUGACGAGACUGACAUGGUGGCCCUCGAGCAGUCCGUCCGCGGCAUCGAGAAGGAUGGUCUGGUUUGGGGUACCUCCAAGCUGGUGCCCGUUGGCUUCGGUAUCAAGAAGUUCCAGAUCAACCUGGUUGUCGAGGACGAGAAGGUUUCCCUGGAUGAGCUGCAGGAGGAGAUCCAGGGCUUCGAGGACUACGUCCAGUCGACAGAUGUCGUUGCCAUGAUGAAGCUCUAAGAAGCUUUAGAAUUGGGUGUAUAUACAGAGGGGGGGUAAGCUCCCUGGUAUGGAAACCAUAAUGAAUAACGACGUAUGCUCGGCACAAGAGUGCAUACUCCGAGUGCUUUUGAAGUAGCAAUGUUCAUGAGGUUCUGAAUCUAGGGGCGCUUCACAUUAGUGCAUGGAUAAUGCGAUCACAAUGCAUCGUAUAUCAGGAGAACUUAUGCUCUCGUUGUCUACUGUGGUCUACUAUGUGUGGGACAUGGUUUACAACUCCUAUGCUUGGAGAAACGUUGCGAUCUAUACACUACUCCUGUACAUCUCCCUUGGCCCGCUUCCACUGAUGACUACAGAGAUGAGAAUGCAGUAUCUGGUCUCUUAUAGGGUAGUUGAAGCAG